AUGAGUGGCCGCCGGCUGGCCCGCUUCGCCCUGGGCUGCUUCUUCCUCGCCAUCUGCGGCGGCAGAGCAAGAGCGGAAGGCCUCGAACUCCAUGUGCCGAAGAUAGUAGAAGCAGAAGUUGGGAAGGAAGCGUCCAUCGCCUGCAACUUUGUCCUCCCCAAAAACACCACUUAUGCCUACAUCAAGUGGUUUUACAUGGAGAAAAAUGAACGGAAAGAGAUCUUGUCCAAGAGCCGAGCUGGGGUUGAUCACAAGGAGUCAGACAUGAAAGAACGAUUCGGCAUCAGUGACCAUUUUGCUCUGACCAUCAGCAAGGUGGCCCCGAGGGAUGCCAAGACGUACCUGUGCCAGGUUGGAGCGGGCAGUGCUGGCUUUGCAGAGAAGCAGGCGGAGCUGCGUGUCUCAAAGGCUCCAGAUACGUCAGUGACCGUUGUGAGUGAGGGGAUCGGGGCCUCGAAGGAUGAGCUUUCUAAGAUUGCGACGUGUACCAGCCAGAAUGGUUACCCGACCCCAUCCAUCACGUGGUACAAGGACCAGCGGCCUCUGUCCCCCAAUGGAUCAGAAACGGACAUCCGCAAUGCGGUCAUCAGGGAGUCCAGCGGGCUCUUCACAGUCAGCAGUAUCCUCUUUGAACGAGUCACCAAAGAGGACCGCCACGCCUUCUACCACUGCCAGGUCGACUACAGUUUGAUGGGGGUCAACAAGACGUCCCAGAUGGACAGCUUCCAAAUCAAAGUGCUUUAUCCCUCUGAGAACAUCAGUUUCGUCAUCGACGGCCCCAGCAAGGAAGUGAAGGAAGGCGACCGGGUGAUGCUGCGCUGCAAAGCAGAUGGGUAUCCUGAGCCUGAUUACACCAUUUUCAGAGUGGAGGACCAGGAGCUGGAUGCCCCCUCGGGGGAGCUGACCCUUGAACACGUCACGAAAGAGGACAGCGGCGCCUACUACUGUCAAGUGUUUGACUUCGAUACCAUGAAGGCGCUGGAAGCCAACGUUAGCCUGUCUGUCAACUAUAUUGACAUGCUCACGAUCACCCCAGAACACCACGAGGCCUUGAAGGAAGGAGAAAGUUUGAACCUUACCUGUGAUGCAGAAGGCUCCAAGCCUUUGGAAUUCAAGUGGAAAAGGAAGGGGAAACUGGUGUCCAGAGGAAAGCAACUCUCACUGCUCAACGUCACCCACGAGACUUUGGGCAACUAUAGUUGUGUGGUCACCAUGCCGGAGGUGUCGGGGCUCUCCCAUUCCAAACUCAUUUUCGUCAACGUUUAUUCAAAGCCUAGCCUGGCUGGGGAAAUGCACCAGGAAUACGUCCAAGUGAACGAGCUGGCGAACUUCUCCUGCAUCGCUGUCGCGGUUCCCAAAGCCACAAUCUUAUGGAGCACGUCCAAUGGAACGAGAGGACAUUGGCACCGGAAUGGCCACGUUAACAGCACACUUCAGAUCCGGGUCACUCCAGAACUUCUGAAAUCUGGAAUCAACUGCACAGCCCAAAAUAGCCUUGGCAUGGCAGAGUACCACUUCAGCCUGCAGAAGAGACCUGCAACAACGCCUCCGACCAGGAUUGAUUCCCAGACACAAGAGAGCAGAGGCGUCAUCAUUGUGGCUGUCUUCGUUGGGAUCCUGGUGAUUGCCGUGCUCGGGGCGGUCCUUUACUUCCUGCACAAGAAAGGGAAGCUCCCCUGUGGGCGCUCCGGCAAACAAGAGAUCACAAGGCCCGAAGCGCACAAAGACGAGAUUGUAGUUGAAGUUAAGUCAGAUAAACUUCCUGAAGAGGCGGGGCUUCUGCAGGGCGCCAACGGCGAGAAGAGAUCUGCAGGUGACCAGGGAGAGAAAUACAUCGAUUUGAGGAACUGAGGAAGAGAGACCGCACUGCGCUUUCCCCCCA
Molecule: messenger RNA, 1882 nt
Organism: Euleptes europaea (tarantolino)
Lineage: Eukaryota; Metazoa; Chordata; Lepidosauria; Squamata; Sphaerodactylidae
Gene: MCAM
Product: melanoma cell adhesion molecule
Exons: 16
Coding region: 1-1851 (616 amino acids)
Biological process (GO): angiogenesis
Cellular component (GO): plasma membrane
Source: RefSeq, a predicted model, not a curated record